ACAGCUGCUACAGAUGUUCAGAGAGCAACAGAGGAGACAACGGCAGGUUUGAAGCAACGACAGAGCUCCACAGGCGUCUGCACCUGGCAGAGGAUGCAGCUGGUUGUCAUGGCAGCCAUGCUGGCGCUGGCGGCGGCCGAGGAGGACUGCCGCAGCGGGUGCCAAGAGAAAAGCUUCAGCAUCGAGGUGGAGGUCUGUGGCCGAAACACGUCCAUCCUAACCACCACCUGCUCGGGAUGGUGCGAGACCAAGGCCCCCGUCUACAGCAGCCAUCAGCCCCCGCCGGACCAGAACACGUGUAACGGGGACUGGUCCUACGAGGUGACACACAUUGACGGGUGUCCCGAGGCCGUCACCUACCCCGUGGCCAGGGACUGCAAGUGCCAGGUGUGCAACCCCGAGGAACCCAGCAUGCACUGCGGGUACCACCCGGUGUACAACCCCAGCUGUCCGUCCAUGUAAGAGAAGCCUGUCGCCUUUUUGCUUAUUGUCCGUGGCCACUGAAAUAAACAGAUACCACCU
Messenger RNA from Gasterosteus aculeatus aculeatus (three-spined stickleback), 522 nucleotides. RefSeq names its product follicle stimulating hormone beta subunit (gene fsh-beta). Gene Ontology annotation, cellular component: extracellular region; cytoplasm. The record is from RefSeq and is marked provisional. Gene Ontology annotation, biological process: ovulation; G protein-coupled receptor signaling pathway. Gene Ontology annotation, molecular function: hormone activity. Lineage: Eukaryota; Metazoa; Chordata; Actinopteri; Perciformes; Gasterosteidae.